Molecule: messenger RNA, 1089 nt
Organism: Penicillium verrucosum
Lineage: Eukaryota; Fungi; Ascomycota; Eurotiomycetes; Eurotiales; Aspergillaceae
Product: protein HGH1
Exons: 5
Coding region: 1-1089 (362 amino acids)
Source: RefSeq, a predicted model, not a curated record
AUGCCGACCGAACUUGAAGAGCUGGUGGAAUUCCUGCACCAUGGCAACACCCAAAUCAGACAAAUCGCUUGUGAAAACCUCGUCGGCUUCUCCACAGCCCAGCCUGACUUGUUCAAGCGCCAUCAACUCCUGCCCGUCCGCGAUUUGAAGCUUCUGACCCGUGAUUACACCCCCAUUGCGAAGAAUGCAUUGACCAUCCUGGUCAACUUGUCUGCUGACGAAGAGGUGUUGAAACUCCUCGCGGAGGAUGAGAAGUUCAUUGAGACCUUGCUUGCGAAAUUGACAAAUCCCAAUGAACCCAACGCCGACGAAGUGGCCAUGCUUUUGGCCAAUCUCGUCAAAUCCGACAAACUGCACGAUCUGUUCUCACUCAAGCGCAAAGCCCCCGAAUCCGUAUCUACCUCCGAGAACGCAAUCGAUCAGGUGAUGGACUGCUUCGUGAAGGGUGCCGAGGGGGAUCUCAACAAGCACGCCAAUUAUGAUUACCUGUCAUACCUGUUUGCCGACCUGUCCCAGACAGACAAGGGCAGGGCCUAUUUCACCCAACGCCAGGAGUACGAUGGCGUGGUCCCCAUCACCAAGCUGACAGUCUUCACGGAGCACAAGAGCGAUAUCCGCAGGAAGGGUGUUGCAUCCACAAUCAAGAAUGUGGCUUUUGAAAUCGAGUCGCAUCCAAUGCUCUUUGACGAGGAUGGCGCCAACCUUCUGCCUUACCUGUUGCUCCCGCUUGCAGGUCCAGAGGAGCUGUCGGACGAGGAUACGACGGAUAUGCUGCCAGACCUCCAGCUAUUGCCGCCCGAUAAGCAGCGAGACAGCGAUACCACCAUCAUCACAACUCAUCUCGAAACCUUGCUUCUCCUGACCACAACUCGCGAGGGUCGUGAUAAGAUGCGAGCAGUCAAGGUUUACCCUUUGAUCCGCGAAACCCAUAUGCAUGUUGAAGAUGAGAAUGUGACAGAGGCAUGCGACCGGUUAGUUCAGGUCCUGAUGCGAGAUGAGGAAGGUGAAGGUGAAGGUGAAGGGGAGCCCGAACAACCUCAAAUCGAGGCGCCUCAAAACGAGGAUGAAAAGGUUGUAGAACUGUUUUAA